UUUGGGUGGGGCAUCCGUGGGUUAGUUAAUAAGAAGACUUGCAGAGAUGUGUCAGUCUGCGCAGAAGCGUCAGAUGCUGAGAGCAGCAGAGUUCAAAGCAGACAGAGAGUUUGGACCGAACGCAGAGGGCAUGAUGAUGUCCUGGACGAAGGCCGCAGUGGUUCUGGGGGUGGCAGCGGCUGCGCUCCUCACUCCAGACGGCGCAGAGCCGCAGGAGCCCGCGGGCGGCGGACUGCGCCUGCGCCUGUCACGGAGCGCCACGAGCCGGGCUCUCCUCUGCAUCACCGGAGGACUCUCCCUCCUCGCCCUGCACUGGCUGUACCGGCUGCUCUUCUGCCCGCUGGUGCUGCUCCGCACGUCCGAUGACGUGGGAUACCUGCCCGCGACGGGCCGCUCCAAGGCGCAGGCGGCCAACGAGGCCCGCCGCAGGAGGAAGGUCGGACAGCUGCCCCCGGUGUACCCCAACGGCUGGUACCGAGUGCUGGACUCCUUCAUGCUGCGGAAGGCCGAGGUCAAAAGUGUCUCCAUUCUUGGUCAACAGCUGGCCGUGUUUCGUGGCGAGGACGGGAAGGCCUAUGUGCUGGACGCCUAUUGUCCCCACCUGGGCGCCAACCUGGCAGUGGGGGGGCAGGUGUCAGGGAACUGCUUAGAGUGCCCGUUCCAUGGAUGGCAGUUUAAUGGGGGCGAUGGAAAGUGUGUGAAGAUUCCUUAUUCAAAAAAAGUCCCAGAGUCUGCCAAAGUGCGCUCCUGGAUCUCCUGCGAGCUGAACGACCAGAUCCUGGUGUGGUUCCACUGUGACGGGGAAGAACCCACGUGGAGUGUUCCUGAGCAGGAAGAGAUCUCCAACGGCUCGUGGGUGUACCGCGGGAGAACUGAACACUUCUUAAGCGCUCACAUCCAGGAAGUUGCUGAAAACGCCGGAGAUGUGGCUCACCUGUUCCACCUGCACGGGCCGGGCAUCACCAGCGGCGUGGAUCUGCGUUACAUCAACAGCAAACUGUGGGAGUUUGUACGACAUGACUGGAAGGUGGAGUGGGAGGCAAACAAACCCGAGAAGCACUGCUCAGAGAUGAACCUGAAGCACAGCAUGACUCUGUUCGGGUCUCACUUCUGUCUGCUGGAUCUGCAUGUGCUGGCUCGCCAGGUGGGCCCAAGUUUAGUGUUUCUGGAUUUCAAACACCCGUUCCUGGGCCGGGGGAUGAUGCUGCAGUCUGUGACUCCCGUGGAGCCGCUUCUGCAGUGCAUCACUCACACCCUCUACUACCAGGCCAACAUCCCAGCUGUGGUGCCCAAAUUCAUCCUCAGGGGAGAGUGCAUGCAGUUUGAGCGAGACGUGAUGAUCUGGAACAAUAAGAAGUACAUCUCCAACCCUCUCCUGGUGAAAGAGGACUCCACCAUCCGGAAGCACAGGCUCUGGUACAAGCAGUUCUACAGUGAGAACAGCCCGACGCUGCAGUACCAGAAUGACGCCCUGGACUUCUGACGGGCCAGACCGCCCCCAGGUCAGGAUGGACCGUCUCCUCAGAUGAAGGAGUUCCCUUCAGCACAAACCUCAUGAAACAUCGAGAACGCCAUGAACCUCGCGCUGCUCUGCGUUCUUUUGAGCGCCGCAGCGGAACCCAGAAAACCGACGGUGUCAAACUGCCUGAAAGCUGCAUUACUGAAUGCAGUAAUGAUGACAACAAACCUCGCAGAUACAGAGCAUAUUGCAGCCAGUGAUCAAUGUCCAGAGGUUUAGCAGAAUUUUUAAAAAGACUUUGGAACUUUUUCUGGAAAAAAAACAAACAUUUUUGAUUCAAAAAAACAACAACGCUGCAGUAAGUUCUGCUUCCUGGACAGAAACCUGACAUUUUCUGCACUUCUUUGAGCUAAGAUGUCAAAAGUCACUUAAAAAGUGUAGCACGUUCAGAUUCUGUGGCUGUAAAACAAGCCCACAUCACCACCUUACCACCUCCGUGCCUUACAGUGUUGACACACGAGAAUUCAUCUUUGCUUUUCAGGCUGUCAGGAGGUGUAGCUGGUAAGAUGCUGGCUUCUCCAUCGCACACAUCUCCUCCUCCUCAUGAAGGGUUGGAGGACACCUAUUUGUUGUUUAUGCUAAUUUAUUUUAAAACUUUGACAGACCUUCAGUCUCAGAUCAUCCCCGGGUUUUUCUGUAGUUUGUUUUUUCUCACUUUUAUGGUUUUGAACCAGUUUAAUGCUCUCUUGCAAAUGAGUAGAAAAAGCUUUUAACCCAUCAAAAAGUUGGUUCUUUUUAAGAAAACGUAACAACUUUGACAAAACAUUUACUGAAAAAAUAUUUUAACUUUUAUGUGGCUUAUUUACACAUUAACCCAUUGAUUUAGAAUUGAUGAUUCACAUUAGCAACAUCAUCCUUCAUAGUGUUUUAUCAUUCCCUCUGAAAUUGACUUCUUUGAAACCUUUUUGCAAAAUUUCCCUAUUUGUUUUUGACUUUUUUGUGAUACUUUAAUUGAAAAAAAACAACAAACUUUGAUCUAAUCUUGCAUUUAUUGUUGCACUUAUGUAAUUGAGUAUUUUUUCCAAAGAAUUUUGAAUCGUGCCUGAAAUGCUUUGCUUCUCCCAUUUAACUUGGCAGCUUUAGUUAAAAUCAAAUCAUCAUUUUUCCUUGCUUUCGCUGAGUUCUUGAACUAGAAAAUCUAAACGUUUCUUUCAGAUUUUUAGUUUCCUAAAUUUCGAUCCAUAGCCUCGUCAACGAUCUUCUUCAGCUGGCAGUCUUCACACGUGCAUUUGUGUAGGACACACUUUCUAUCAAGGCGUGGACUGUUUCAGGAAAAGCUGCCUGCCAUAAAGAAAUGCCGACAUCUUUCUGAACUGUGCCAACAGGUCGACUUCAGGAAACUUUUUUACCAUAUCUGAGCCAAAGAUGUUUGAACACGAGCCUUGUAGUUUUUCUUUUUUUUUCUUGCAGGCCAACACACUUUACUAUUUUUUAUUUUUAGUGAUAAGACAUUUAGCUAGGCCUUCAGGGUCAGAGGUGUUUUUGUCUUUCAGUCUGACCUCUGGGGUUCAGGUAAGAGCAGGUGGGAUCACUUCUUGAUUGAAAUCUCCUAUUUAUUUAUUUAGGGGAAAGCUUAUAUUUAUUUACUGGUAUCAGUUUUUUUUUCAUUAUAAGACUUAUGAUGUUCUAUAUUUCUGCUAGUAUGUCUGAUCUGCUGCUAACAUAUUGGCUAAAAAGUAGCUUUUUAAAAUUUAUUUAUUUCAAAUAGCCCGUGAAUAACACAUUGUUUCCUGUGAAACACAGAUUUUCAGGCUUUAUAAUGACUGUGAAUGAAAAAGGACUUUCAGGAUUUUGCAUGAAGCCCUGCUUACUGUGUGCACUUAUUUGAAUUUCUUUAUCAACGUGGAACAUCCUAAAAAUGCAAUUAAAAGCACACUGGUCUCCUAAAAUGUUCUAUUUGCCUUUUUAAAUGCAGAUUGUUUGAGGCUUGUCUGAGGAAUGGAGGAGAAAUGUUGAGGUGUGCAGAGAAACUACAGAAGAAUAAAACUGAUGAGUCACGAUGAAGUUAUGGAAAAGAGCAGUGGAAGCUAGACUGAGGUCAGAGGUCAACAUUUGUGAACAUUAGUUUGGUUUCACGCAGAGAAAGAGAAGCACAGAGGCAGACAGGACAUCUGUAUUUAAAUAAAAGCUCAGGUGGAACAGUGAAGGGAGCAGAAGAGGAGGAUGCAAAGGAGAGCUGGAUC
Messenger RNA from Oryzias latipes (Japanese medaka), 3702 nucleotides. RefSeq names its product cholesterol 7-desaturase nvd. Gene Ontology annotation, biological process: cholesterol metabolic process. Gene Ontology annotation, cellular component: cytoplasm. The record is from RefSeq and is a predicted model, not a curated record. Lineage: Eukaryota; Metazoa; Chordata; Actinopteri; Beloniformes; Adrianichthyidae. Gene Ontology annotation, molecular function: 2 iron, 2 sulfur cluster binding; oxidoreductase activity.